AUGCCUAAACGAAAGGCUGACGCAGUUAUUGAGAGUACCCCCAAGCUUCCGUCGUUGCGGGAUCAAGUCGCUGGUCGUAUUCGUCAGUCGAAUUAUAUUUCGGACGACGGUUUCGUUGCUUCUGUCUCGUGUUCUCAUUGUGCCGAAUCUGGCGAAGAUUGCGUGAUGGAUCGUUCCCGAAGGUAUUCAAAGUGUGCGUCGUGUACUCGUGCUGGUCGUUCCUGCAAGAGGGAAUUCCAUACUGGCGUGGAAUGGGACCUGCUGUCUCGUGCCGAGUCGAAGUUGUCGGCGGAUAUUGAAAGGAGUGAAUCAGAGUUGGAUUUGUUGGAGCCUGAGCUGGGCGAGUUACAAGAUCGUCUCGCAGCGUUGCAUCAACAGGUGUUGGAUAAGCAAAAGCAGUAUCAGGCGACGAUGAGUCGUCAACGUCGUCUGCGGAAACAAAUGGCCUUCUUAAAGCAGAAGGGCUUCAAGAUGUCAGAGCAUGAUGCGGAAUUAGCAGGUUGUAUCCCCUGCUCUCGAUCUCCAGCAGUUGGCGGCUACUGCUGA
Molecule: messenger RNA, 546 nt
Organism: Penicillium alfredii
Lineage: Eukaryota; Fungi; Ascomycota; Eurotiomycetes; Eurotiales; Aspergillaceae
Exons: 2
Coding region: 1-546 (181 amino acids)
Source: RefSeq, a predicted model, not a curated record